Messenger RNA from Chaetura pelagica (chimney swift), 1926 nucleotides. RefSeq names its product zinc finger, CCHC domain containing 8 (gene ZCCHC8). Gene Ontology annotation, molecular function: zinc ion binding; RNA binding. NCBI's taxonomy places the organism in Eukaryota, Metazoa, Chordata, Aves, Apodiformes, Apodidae. The transcript has 13 exons. Bases 91 to 1926 code for a protein of 611 amino acids. Gene Ontology annotation, cellular component: catalytic step 2 spliceosome. The record is from RefSeq and is a predicted model, not a curated record.
CUUAAAAGGAAGCUGAAUAUUCUGACUCGUCCUAGUGGAAUUUCAGUGGAGAACUCCAAGUGUGAUGGACCUCUGUUACAGAUUUUAUUUAUGAACAAUGUCAUUUCUAAGCAAUAUCACCAAGAAAUUGAGGAUUUUGUUUUUAAUUUAGUUCAGAAAUAUGAGGAGCAGAAGAGAAAUGAACAAGAAAAAACACACUUCAAUAUUAAGCCACAGCCCUCCAGUGUUCUUUUAGAAGAGGACUGUAAAACAGCAAGCUCAAAUUCUGUCAAAAAAAUAAAAGAAGCUUUUAGUGUUGUAGGAAGUGUUCUGUAUUUUACCAAUUUUUGUCUUGAUAAACUGGGACAGCCUUUAUUAAAUGAGAAUCCACAGCUGACAGAAGGAUGGGAAAUACCUAAAUAUCCGCAAGUUUUCAGCCAGAUUCUCUCCCUAGAUGGACAAGAAAUACAAGUAAAACCGAAAAGGCCAAAACCGCAUUGUUUCAAUUGUGGUUCUGAAGACCAUCAAAUGAAGGACUGCCCAAAGCCACGAAAUGCAGCUCGCAUAAGUGAGAAGAGAAAGGAGUUUUUGGAAGCUUGUGGGGAAACGAGCAAUCAGAAUUUUCAGCAGCGUUAUCACGCAGAAGAAGUAGAAGAGAGGUUUGGAAAAUUUAAACCAGGAGUAAUUAGUGGCGAACUUCAAGAUGCACUUGGUGUCACUGAGAAGAGUCUUCCUCCAUUUAUCUAUCGCAUGCGUCAGCUGGGUUAUCCCCCAGGUUGGCUCAAGGAGGCUGAAAUGGAGCACUCAGGACUUGCNNGAUAUUUCAUUGUAGAUGAUGGUGGAACAGAUGAUGAAGGAUCUCGUCAACCAAAACGCAUCACUUACGACGUCUCUAAGCUGAUAAACUAUCCAGGCUUUAAUAUAUCCACUCCAAGUGGGAUCCCAGAUGAGUGGCAGAUGUUUGGUUCCAUCCCCAUGCAGCCAUCUCAACAGAAGGAUGUUUUUGCUCACUACCUUUCUAAUUUUCAUGCGCCAAGUCCAAAAGCUAGCAAUAAAAGGGCUGCCUCUCAGUCCAGCUCUUAUCCUUCAAAGCGACCAAAAGAAGACAGUUUGGAGGUACCAGCAGCUGACAUGGACCUGGAUUCUGAUCUGGAAGUGUCACAAAGACCUCAAACUCAGAACAGUUUUGAGUUCCAACCUCCACUGCCACCUGGAAGUCCGUCACUAUCAACUCCUCCUCCUUUACCACAAGGAACACCCCCAACUCAACCUUCAACACCCACCCACACUCCUCUUCCCAGGACUACUCCACUGUCGAAUCCUUCCAGUGAUAAUCCUGAGCCAAAAAUAGUGGACUCAGUUAUGGAUGAGGAUACUCUGACCUUGGAAGAGCUGGAGGAACAGCAGCGAUUAAUCUGGGCAGCACUAGAGCAGGCAGAAAGCACAAACAGUGACUCUGACAUUCCUGUUGAUACACCUUUAACCGGGAAUUCUGUUACCUCAUCACCUUCCAGGAAUGAAGUGGAUCUUGUUGCAGAAGUAAGAUCAUCUGACAAGGUGAUUACAGUGGAAACGAGGUUUUCUGACAUCAGUGAACAGAUAGCAGAAAAGGAACGUUCUCUAAAUAGUCCUAAUCCAGAAGAUAGUUUACUUAACUUAAAGGAAAAUCCAGAUAACACUGAUUCUGAGGGCUUGCUGGAUAACACCAUGCCUGCUUCCAACAGUGACAUUAACAAUGGAGAAAAUAUGGGUGGUGAUCAAAUGGUCACAAACAUUAAGUCAUCUGCAAAGAACUCCAGUCUUGUUCCUGACAUGAGCAAGUUUGCUGAAGGGAUAACACCAUUUGAAUUUGAAAAUAUGGCAGAAUCAACGGGUGUCUAUCUGCGAAUAAGAAGCGUGUUAAAAAAUUCCCCAAGAAACCAGCAAAAGAAAAAGACUUCAUCUUAA